AUGGCUGCGGACGGACCGGUCCUUCCUCAGGGUGCGGGGUAUGGUGUCGGAAUCGGACUGUUCUUUUCCGCAUUCAUGGUCUGCUUGACCGCCAUACAAACCCGUUAUACCGGAUUCUCGCCCAAGAACUCCGAAGAAUUCAACAGCGCCUCCAGGAGCGUCAAGCCUGGCCUUAUUGCAUCCGGUAUCGUCUCUGCAUGGACCUGGGCUGCCACGCUGCUGCAAUCGAGCGCCGUCGGAUAUGAGUACGGAAUUUCCGGCCCGUGGUGGUACGGUGCAGGCGCGACGGUUCAAAUUCUUCUCUUCGCACAGCUUGCAGCUAAGCUGAAGAUGAACGCGCCUCACGCGCAUACAUGGCUCGAAAUCGUCUCCGCUCGAUGGGGCAAGGUUGCCCACCUCGUCUUCAUGUUCUUCGGUUUGGCGACGAACAUCAUCGUCUCCUCCAUGUUGAUUCUUGGUGGCUCCGCUACUGUCAGUUCGCUCACGGGUAUGAACACACUCGCAGCGUGUUUCCUCAUCCCAGUCGGAGUUGCAAUCUACGUGGUUGUUGGUGGCAUGCGUGCAACCCUACUAUGUGACUACACGCAUACGAGUGUCCUCUUCGCGAUUAUCUUCGUAUUUGUGUACACUGUAUAUGCCACGAGUCCAGUCAUUGGCAGCUUCAGUGCUAUGCAUGAUCUCCUUACCAAGGCGGCAGAGCAGGCUCCAGUAGCUGGUAAUGCGCAUGGAUCGUACCUCACGAUGCGGUCCAAGAACGGGCUUAUUUUCGGUGUCAUCAAUGUCAUUGGUAACUUUGCGACUGUGUUCCAGGACCAAGCCUACUGGCAACGUGCAAUUGCUAGCAGACCUGCAACUUGCGUCAAGGCAUAUCUCCUCGGAGGUCUUGCUUGGUUUGCGAUUCCGUUUAUGUUCGCCACCACGCUCGGUCUCUCUGCAGUCGCCCUACGUGGUAGCCCGAACAUGAUGGUGCUCACCCCCGAAGACGUCUCCGCUGGUCUCCCCGCAUCCGCGGCCGCGGCAGCGCUGCUUGGGCAGUCUGGAGCAGCGGCCCUGCUUAUCGUCCUGUUCUUGGCCGUCACAUCGGCGACAUCUGCUGAAUUGAUCGCGGUAUCGGCUGUCUUGACGUACGAUGUCUAUAAGAAAUAUAUCAACCCGAAGGCGACGGAAACUCAGAUUCUGCGGGUGUCGCAUGCGAUGGUGGCAUUGUUCGCGAUUGUCAUGGGCUUCCUAGGUCUUAUAUUCUACUACAUCGGAAUCUCCAUGGGAUGGCUCUACGACUUCAUGGGCGUUGUCCUCGGAGCUGCCGUCGUCCCCAUUGCGAUUUGUGUCACAUGGCGAAAGGCCAACAAGUGGGGCUGCGUCGGUGGCGCCGUUGUUGGAUUCUGCUGUGGUAUCAUUGCAUGGCUUGUCACCACUUCGACACUCAACGGCAAGGCCAUCAACGUCACCACGAGCGGCGGGAACUAUGAGAUGUUAGCGGGUAACCUUGCCUCAAUUGGCAUGGGUGGAAUCAUCUCCUGUAUCACUUCUCUUAUUUGGCCAGAAGACUUCAACUUUGACAUCACACGAGCCAUAAACGCACCACCACAGUCAGACAUGUCCGAGAAGACCAGUGAAAAUAGAUCGUCCGAGGAUGAUAUGGAUGAAAAGAAGCAGGAUCCCAGCAAUGUCUCUACCAACCCCGUGGGGGCUGUUGAGAACGGUGCAGUUGCGGCGCAGGACCUGGAUCCCGUUGCCUUACAGAAGGCUUUCAAGCUCGCAGCCUGGUCGUCGGUUGCGUUGACUCUUGUGAUGCUGAUCCUCAUUCCUCUGCCGUUGUUCUUCGCCCAGACGGUUUACGGCGUCAGAGGAUUGACUGCAUGGGUUGUCAUCGGAAUGAUCUGGGCGUUCUGCUCAGCCAUCUCUGUCGUUCUGUACCCGCUUUAUGAGAGCCGUGCGGCGUUGCGUAUGAUUGGGCGAGGGAUACUGAAGGACAUUUUUCACCGUGGUAGUGGCAAGUUUGUCCGCCCCACGGCGAAUCCACACGUUGCAUGA
Fibroporia radiculosa is the source of this 2034-nucleotide messenger RNA. RefSeq lists its product as uncharacterized. Gene Ontology annotation, molecular function: urea transmembrane transporter activity. NCBI's taxonomy places the organism in Eukaryota, Fungi, Basidiomycota, Agaricomycetes, Polyporales, Fibroporiaceae. The record is from RefSeq and is a predicted model, not a curated record. Gene Ontology annotation, cellular component: plasma membrane. The coding region runs from base 1 to 2034 and encodes 677 amino acids. The transcript is spliced from 16 exons. Gene Ontology annotation, biological process: urea transmembrane transport.